This is a messenger RNA of Rhinichthys klamathensis goyatoka, 534 nucleotides long. It is a transcript of the gene pla2g1b, whose product is annotated as phospholipase A2, group IB (pancreas). Lineage: Eukaryota; Metazoa; Chordata; Actinopteri; Cypriniformes; Leuciscidae. The transcript has 4 exons. The record is from RefSeq and is a predicted model, not a curated record. Bases 1 to 474 code for a protein of 157 amino acids. Gene Ontology annotation, molecular function: phospholipid binding; calcium ion binding. Gene Ontology annotation, biological process: lipid catabolic process; phospholipid metabolic process; arachidonate secretion.
AUGGUCUUCGUCUUCACCAUGCACACCUUUCUGUCUCUCGUGGUCCUUAGUGUGAGUCUGCCCGCCUUGCUGGCGACAAUAGACUACCGUGCGCUGUGGCAGUUCAGGUCCAUGAUCCUCUGUACCAUCCCCGAUAGCUGGCCUGCACUGGACUACGCAGACUACGGAUGUUACUGCGGCAAAGGAGGCUCGGGCAACCCGGUGGAUGAACUGGACAGGUGCUGUCAGGUGCAUGAUCAGUGUUAUUCGGACUCAUGGCAGCAGGAUGACUGCUGGGGUAUCUUAGACAACCCCUAUACUGAAAUAUAUUCAUUCUCAUGCGACAAACCGGCAAGGAAAAUCAGCUGCAAUGCUGACAAGAAUCGCCCCUGUGAGAUGUUCAUAUGUGAAUGUGACAGAAAAGCCGCCGAAUGCUUUGCACAAGCGGGUUACAACCAAGAUCAUGUCAACUAUCCAAGUAAUAACUGCAAAUGACCUGACACUAGAUAAAGUUUUAAGACUGUCCUUAAAGUCUCAUUAAACAUAGAAAUGGUA